CCAAAAUCCUGUGUUGCGUGGACAUGUAGCUUUGUAGGUUAUUAAUCACAGGUUAUCGAUUACUAGUAAUCGGCCUUAUUGUGUACAAACCAAGCCGGAUAGGAUGUGCCUUAACUUUCGUGCACUCUAUUCUGGCUCACAAGUGCUAAUUGAAGUGCAAAAGAAUCUAUUGUAAGAAGCUAUCUGAAGAGGGAAUUCUUUUUAUUUUGGAAUUCAUUCAUAAAGAGCUUCAAAAACUCGCAGGCUGGCGACAAUUCAAGGGGAAAUACGGGUGGGUCCUAGCCACCAGGCUCGCCUGCCAGAAUAUAAACCCAACAUUAGGCCCCACGAAAUGCCAGAAAAGUGUGAAGUACUUGAAGAAUUGAGAUGGUCUCCUGGUGUUCCUGAUUGUGACCUCAUGAUGUAUCUUCGUGCAGCAAGGAGCAUGGCAGCUUUUGCUGGUAUGUGUGAUGGAGGCUCUGCAGAAGAUGGUUGUGUUGCUGCCUCACGUGAUGAUACAACAAUUAAUGCAUUGGACUUGUUACAUGAAAGCAGUUAUGACACAGGAAAAGCACUACAAGCUCUGGUGAAAAAUCCAAUUCCACCAGGCAUUGAAAAAAAAUGGGUUGAAGAGGAACAGAAACGCUUUGUGAAAGGUUUGCGGCAAUAUGGAAAGAAUUUCUUUAAAAUUCGCAAAGAACUUUUACCACACAAAGAAACGGCUGAUUUAGUUGAAUUUUAUUACUUGUGGAAAAAAUCACCGGGAGCUAUUACCUCUCGCACUCACAGGAGAAAUCGUCGGCAAAACACUUUACGUCGUGUUAAACCAAGCCCAAUUAAGCAGAAUAAUAGACCAGCAUCCAAUGAUUACAUGGAUGCUGGCAGCUCUGGCAGUGAUGAAGGUGAAGAUUCUGAGGAUUCAGAUUCAAGAGAUGUAACUGGCUAUACUUGUCAGAAUUGUUGUACUACAACAUCUAAAGACUGGCUGCCCGUUGGAAAAGAUUUAGCUGUAAUGUGUACAGAAUGCAGACUUUAUUACAAGAAGCAUGAAUUAAGGCCUGUAGACUCUAAAGAUAAUCUACCUUUUCUUUUUCAACCUGUAAAAGAAGAAGACGGCUUGAAUGGAAAGCAUGUGAUGAGGACUAGGAGGAGUAAGGAGCGUCAGAGUCCUAAGACAGUAAGCAAUGAUACAAAUGCUUCAGCCGCCAAAACUGGAAGAAAAUCUCCUGGUGUUGCUAGUAAUGGCAGUAAUGGUAGUUUAGAGCGAGACAAGAAACGGAAGCAGACUCAAGAUACACCUUUAAAGACAAAGAAACGAAUCAAAGAAGAAAAAACAUCACCUGAGGAUGCUGAUGAAGAAAAGUCAGGAAGUUUGAAAAAGAAAAGUCGUUCUGACAGCCCAUCUGAAUCUGUUUGUACUGAAAGCAGCGUUUCAAAUGAAGAUGCUGCUCCGGAUAAUGAAGCGCCAAGCUCACCUAGUCCCAGUGCAAGUCCUACACCAAGUCCUGCACCUCUCUUACCUCAGCUGCCUACUGCAACUGAGCCUGAACCUGAAAUACCUGCUGAACCUGCUGCUGAUAAUGUUCAAGAAGUUGAUGUAAAUAUAACUAUUAAAGAAGAAUAUAUUCCACCUGAAACUUCUGAACCAGUGAUUUGUCCUGUUGAAAUUAAGCAAGAAGUAAUAACUAAUGAUAUUGAAGAAACACCUGAAAAUGUAGAAAUUAAGGAACAACAUCCAGAGCCUCUUGAAAUGGUUGAUAAAAUCAAAGAAGAAGUAAUAGGAACAUCAUACACCCCAUCACCUGUGCCGUCACCCAUUAGCUAUCAUCCGCCUGUUGAAGAACCGGCAGCAGUUAUUGAGGAAUCGCGUCCUGAUCCCGCUCAAUAUCCAUCUCCAAACGUAGAGGUUCCGAUAGAGGAAAAACCAACAAUUCCAAAUCCUUCACAGUAUCUGGCACCUUCCCCCCAAAGCAUCAAAAUGGAGCCGGUAGAUGUUGCAUCUUCAUCUCCUCCCCCUCCCAUGCAUGAACCAGUUCAUCACCCACAUGUGUAUGCGCCUUCACUCCCAACACAGUCCCAAGCUCAUUUCUCGAACAGUAUAUCCAUGUCCAUGACAAACAGCUCCGUAACUGGAUCUAUAUCUGCAUCAUCUUCCAUAUCUCUCUCCUAUCAUAAUCACUCUAAAAUGCCUUACAGUGGACACUCCACACUAAUAGCUACCUCACACUCACAGUCAUCCAUGUCCGCCUUCAACUACAGACCUUUCUCACCCCAAUAUCCAUAUGCUGCAGCGUUGCCUCCAUUUCCCCAUAUGCCUCCACAGCCGAUAAAGCACAAAUAUAACUCCGAUACUCCCUCUCACUCUCCCAGUAACACUCAUACUCCUCCUCCAACCUCAUCUCCCUACAGCUCUGCCCCACUUGCACUGCCACAGCCCUACCGUGAAUCACCCCCUCCAACCAAGUCUCAUGAUCACAAUAACGAAAGCUCCUCUUCCUUCUCUCGUACGACACAAUCAUCCUCGAGCUCCAUGCAGUCUCCUCCUGUUACUUCCCAUUCUUCUGUGACUCAUCAAUCUUCAUCUCGUAGCUCAUCAAAAUCACCAUUGUCGUAUUCUGUUCAAAAUCAAAACUCUCUGAACCAAAAGUCCAUGCCUCAGCCUGCACAUCAAAGCUCCCACUACCCUCAAGUAGGAAUGGGCCAGCAAACACCUGCUAAAUCAAGUAGUCAUUCUCACCAGCUACCAAGACCACAUCCUUUGUCUCAGAUGCAUUCUUCGACAGGGUUGCCUACACCAUCGCAGCAUUUGCCUCCUACGACGUAUGUUGCAAAUCUUCCCCCACAGGUUCCCCUGUCUCAAAAUCAGAUGCAUGCAUCUUCUGAACGACAAGAGUCUGAAAAAUGUUCCGUUAUUCAAGAACCUGUGACUAUUGAAGAAGAACCAGAGACUCAUUUUCCUUUCAGAGGUCCUAGUCCUGAGCCUAGAGUUGAAGAUGUUGAAUGUCACAGAAGCCUUUCUGCAAUAUUUCUUCGCCAUUGGAACAGAGGGGAGUUUAAUUCAUGUGCAAGAACAGAUUUGACUUUUAAACCUGUACCAGAAUCUAGCUUAUCAAGAAAAAGGGAAGAACGUGCCAGGAAAGCGGCAGAAAAAGAAAGAGAGGAAACAAAAGCUCGGCUGGGCUCUACCCCAGAUAGCAAACCUGGUUCAAGUUCUCAAGGAGAUGGACAUCACCUUAGUCCAUUCGACAGACAUGUUCCGAGAAAUGGACCAGAUACUCCUGCUCUGAGACAACUGAGUGAGUAUGCUCGCCCUCAUGCUGCUGCCUUUCCUCCUGGUUAUGCUAGGGCGCCUCAAGCGGGACCUCUUGGGGUUCUCCCUCAUGGAAUUGAUCCCAUUCUGCACUACCAGUUGACAUCAGGCAUGUAUGGAGCAGCUGCUAGGGAAAGUUAUAGACUUGAAAUGGAAAUGGAGAAGCGAGAGCGUGACAUGCACUUUGAUAAAUUAAAAGCUGAAUAUGAAAUGAAAGCAGCUAGGACUUACGAUCAUCCUCAUUGGAUAGAACUUCAACGCCGCUACGGAGGAUUACAAGGUGGACCAUCUGUCGGUCUUGCUCCUGCUCAUGCGGGAAUGAACCACGGGCCGUUUGCUCUUUAUUCAGCUGCAGAACGCGAAAGACUAGGCAUCCCGCAAAGUGUACCUGUAUCGGAAGCUGCAGCAAUCGAUCGAAUGAAUGCCGAAAGGGCACACUCUGAACGCUUGAUGUUAGGAACAGAUCCACUGCUCCGCUUGCAGAUGGCUGGACUAGCACCUGAACUCCAUACACAUGCUCAUACUCAUGCUCAUGCGCACACACACCUACAUUUGCAUCCACAUGAUGCUGUGUCGGCUGCCGCAGCCGCUGCAGCUGCUAUGGGAGUUCCGCCCCAUCCUGGAAUGGAACCUGGUGUGCAUCCUUCUUCAGGAUCUCAUCCGCUGUUACCACCUACUGGGUAUCCUUCGGGAGGGCCACGCCCUGGAAUUGUUCCUCGAGCUGAGCUUCUUCAUCCAGCUGCAUCAGGAAUGCUGAGACCACCCUAUGAUGAACAGUUUGCUCAUCAGAUUUCUGCUCAGAUUCAUCAAGAACAGAUACAACGUCAAAUUCUAAUGGAAAGAGAGAGGUAUGCACACAUGGGGGGACCAAUGCCACAUCCAUCACCUUUAAUUUCCCAACAUGAAGAGUUUCUUAGACAACAACAGCAAAGAGAACGAGAAAUGAAACUUCGAUCACUUGAAGAAGCAGCCAGAGGAGGCAGACCACCAAUGAACUAG
Uloborus diversus is the source of this 4288-nucleotide messenger RNA. RefSeq names its product arginine-glutamic acid dipeptide repeats protein-like. Gene Ontology annotation, cellular component: nucleus. Lineage: Eukaryota; Metazoa; Arthropoda; Arachnida; Araneae; Uloboridae. Gene Ontology annotation, biological process: regulation of DNA-templated transcription. The record is from RefSeq and is a predicted model, not a curated record. Gene Ontology annotation, molecular function: zinc ion binding; transcription corepressor activity; sequence-specific DNA binding.